Molecule: messenger RNA, 3572 nt
Organism: Sinocyclocheilus grahami
Lineage: Eukaryota; Metazoa; Chordata; Actinopteri; Cypriniformes; Cyprinidae
Product: serine/arginine repetitive matrix protein 1-like
Exons: 17
Coding region: 57-2897 (946 amino acids)
Biological process (GO): regulation of mRNA splicing, via spliceosome
Cellular component (GO): spliceosomal complex
Molecular function (GO): RNA binding
Source: RefSeq, a predicted model, not a curated record
AGCUCCCCCGGCGCAGUGGACUGUGGGACAUCGUGCCAUAUUGACACACGAUAGAAAUGGACGCGGGGUUUUUCCGCGGCACCAGUGCGGAGCAGGAUAACCGCUUCAGCAACAAACACAAGAAGCUGUUGAAGCAACUGAAGUUUGCAGAAUGUCUGGAGAAGAAGGUGGAUAUGACCAAGGUCAACCUGGAAGUCGUGAAGCCCUGGAUAACCCAGCGAGUGACGGAGAUCCUUGGCUUUGAGGAUGAUGUCGUCAUCGAAUUUGUCUUCAACCAGCUGGAGGAAAAGAAUCCUGAUGGGAAGAUGAUGCAGAUUAAUUUGACCGGGUUUCUGAAUGGGAAGAAUGCUCGGGAGUUCAUGAAGGACCUCUGGCCGCUGUUACUAAGCGCCCAGGAGAACAUCGCUGGUAUCCCAUCUGCCUUCCUGGAGCAGAAGAAAGAGGAGAUCAAACAGAGACAGAUCGAACAGGAGAAACUUGCCUCUCUGAAAAAAAUAGAUGAAGAUAAAAGAGAGAAGGAGAGCAAAGAAAGAGCUCAGUCAAAAAGCCCUAAAAGGAGGAAGUCCCGCUCGCCUGUGAAGCGUGACCGUAAGUCCAGUCCCUCUCGAUCUCCUCGCCGAAAACCGAGCCCGGCUGCCUCGCCGCCUUCCAGUCCGCCCAAUCAUAAAGAAGAACCAAAGCAAGAACCGGACCAAUCAGAGAGCUCCAAACCAGAGCCGCUCGUUCAGGAGGCUUCCUCUACUAGUGAUCUUGUGGGUGACAUGAAGCCGGACUCCGUGUCUGAGGCUGUGAAAGAGUCAUCUCCAGAUAAAACAUCCAAAUCGGAAGACAGGCCCAAACCCAGAGACAGGGACAGAGAGAAGGAUGGACGUAGAGAUCGCCCACGUCACCGCUCUCGUUCACCUCGCUCUCGUAGACGACCUCGAUCCCGCUCUAGGUCGUUCUCUCCGCGUCGCAGAACUAGUCCCAGGAGGCGAAUCUCUCCAAGACGUAGGAGCCCUCCUAGACGGCAACCACCCUCUAGGCAUAGACGUAGCCGUUCACCUGUCCACAGACGGCGCUCUCGCUCCCGGUCCUCCUCUGGUAGUUCCUCCUCUCGGUCACCCCAUAAGAGAGCAGGGAAACGUGGGUCAGCUACCCCGCCCAGAAAACUUCCACGUCGCUCUGACCCCUCCAGCCCUGCCAGAAGACGAGGUCGUAGUCCUUCAGGACCAGACACCAGCCCUUCAGCUGUGAAGCACAGGCCUGGUGGAAGAAAUGACUCUCGCUCUCCUUCUCCUAAACCCAGGCGGUCUGAUGCAUCAGAGUCCGAGGAGGAGAAGGUGGGCAAAGGGUCAACAGCAGAUUCUGUCCAGCAGCGACGUCAGUAUCGCAGACAGAAUCAGCAGUCCUCUUCAGACUCGGGUUCAUCCUCUUCCUCUGAAGACGAAGGUCCGAGGAGACAGAAUAGGGGGGCAGGUACCAGGAACGGAGAAAUCAGAAGGCGGCGGAGCCAUUCACCUGCAUCGCCACGGAGAAGGCACAGAGAUGCAUCCCCAAGAAAGAGACGUUCUCCGUCACCUGCUGGCCGGAGACAUCGUUCACCUUCUCCUGUUCGCCGCCGUAGGUCACCCUCUCCUCCCCCAAGACGCAGAUCUCCAUCUCCACCUCACCGGCGCUUCACUCCCCCUAUACAGCGCAGAUACAGUCCCUCCCCUCCCCCAGCUCAAAAGAGACGCUCAUCAGGGUCUCCUCCCAAGCGCAGAAGGUCUCCCUCCCCUGUGUCCAAGCGUAGAGGGUCUCCUUCACCUUUGUCCAAAAGGAGAGAGUCUCCUUCACCUGUUUCAAAACGUAGAGGUUCUCCUUCACCUGUUUCAAAACGUAGAGGUUCUCCUUCCCCUGUUUCAAAACGCAGAGGGUCUCCAUCGCCCGUGUCCAAGCGUAGAGGGUCUCCUUCAUCUGUGUCCAAACGCAGAGCGUCUCCCUCACCUGUUGUGAAGCGCAGAGCAUCUCCCUCACCCAUUGCUAAGCAUAGAGGGUCUCCUUCACCUGUGUCCAAACGCAGAGCAUCUCCCUCGCCUGUUGCUAAACGCAGAGGAUCUCCCUCAGCCGUGGCCAAGCGUAGAGGGUCGCCUUCUCCUGUGGCCAAUCGUCGCCCCUCUCGAUCCCCGAAACGGAGUCGUGGCAGUAGUCCAGGAAAAAGACGUACUCCUCCCUCUUCUGCUUCACCCCCACCCCGCCACCGUAGAAGUCCCCCUGCAGCCCAAGGCAGAGGCAGAGAUACUCGUUCUUCUCCCCACAGCACUCGAGUGUCUUCCAGUCCUCCGGCCCGAUACGGCCCCUCUGGUUCAUCCCCACAGAGACAAAGACGUCAGACGUCCCCGUCUCAUAGCACCAGACCCAUUCGCAGGGUCUCCCGCACACCAGAGCCAAGCAAAUCUCAGAGAGGUUCUCAGAGCCCCCAGCCAGUAAGGAGGCAGGUUUCACAUUCACCAUCUGCUUCUCCUCCUCCUGCUCCAACGGCUCACAAGCGGCCUGCUUCUGUCUCACCUUCUCGCUCUGCUAGCCGUUCUCCACCUCCACCUGCCAAAAAGAACAGCAGCAUCUCCCCGAGCCCAUCACCUAACAAGAACUCAGAUGCAGAAGGUAGUAAGAAGAAGAAAAAGAAGAAAGAAAAGAAACACAAGAAAGAGAAGAAACACAAGAAGCAUAAGAAACAGAAAAAGGAGAAGAGUGGAGAAGAAAAGAGUGGAGGGGCGGCAGGAGGACACGGACAGGAAGCAGAGCCAGAUUCUGAUCAGAAAAAGGAAUCAGAGAGUGAAGUAGAAGACAGUUUGGAUGAUCUGGAGAAGCAACUACGUGAGAAAGCUCUCCGCUCAAUGAGGAAGGCCCAGAUGUCCCCAUCAUCUCAGUCCUGAGGAAAUAUCCAUCACACCCCACAUUUCCCUCUUUCUCUUCCACUCUCUGCAUUUUAAAUGUUUGAUGUUGGUUCAGCUUUAGAAUGUACAAAUUGUUAAAAUUCACCCUAGACUUUUGUUUGUUUGGAUUUUUUUGGCAUGCUUAUUGCUGAGGAGUUUUAUUAUGUGGAAAUGAUUGAGCAGCUGAAAUUUCUUCAUCAGAUUCUGCCCUCCUUUCCCCCCUUAAAUACUGUCAACAACUUUAUUCGAAAAACAAACCCCUUUUUUAUUCCCCGACCCCCUGCGUUGCUUUUAUGGUCAUGAUGAAACAAUUUGAAAAGCAUAUUUACAGUUAAUAAUGCACAAGUUAGCCUAUGAAUUCUCUCUUUACUUCAGCAGGACUUUUUACGAGAGUUUUGUUUGCGUGGACAGCAGACUCCAGCCUGUUUGUCCUCUUGUGUGCAUGAUCCAUAAACCAAAACACCCAGAGAGCUGAUCCAGCAGGCUGCUCUCUGUUUACCUGAGCAUUGUGGCAGUGCUUGAGGUCUACUGUGCACAUGAGAACAAAUCAGUGAAGUCUGUUUUCAUCCUUUAUUUUUUGCUUUAUAUUUUUUGUAACCUAAGUUGUGUUUGAAAUUGUUGAUCCCUGCAGUAAUUUCUGGCUUUGAACAAAGUCACAUUAAAAUGAAAAAAAUA